GACUGUAGUUUCAGCUCUGCAGGGGUCCAUGAUGGGGUCCAUGAGGACACUACGGUGUUCAGCCGGAUCUUCCAGAUCCUCUACCGAAACCAAGAGGUCAACGUCAAUGACCGCAUGCUCUUCAAGGUCCACCUGCUGCUGGACGGGGAGAGGGUGAGACACACAUACACACACACACAAUCACACGAUCACACAAUCUCACACACGCUCAAUUUAACCACUUGAAGAGUUUAUUUCCAAAACGCUAUAUCCACCAAUUUUUCACGUUUGUGUUUUUUCAUCAGAAAUAAUUGCUUAUGGGUACCUUCAUAUGUGUGUGUAAAAUAUUACUGUUCUCAGGUUUUUAAUUCAGCGAUUUUAGAUGUGUAUGAAAAUGUUAGUUUUUUUUGCAAAACGCUAUACAUCAUUUACAUUUACAUUUACAUCAUUUAGCAGACGCUCUUAUCCAGAGGGACAACCACUUUUUUAUAUGUUUUUAUUAUUAUUUAUUUUUUAUGGGGGGUGGGGGAAGAAGGAUUACUUUUAUACUAUUCCAGGUAUUCCUUAAAGAGGUAGGGUUUCAAGUGUCUCCGGAAGGUGGUCAGUGACUCCGCUGUCCUGGCGUCGUGGGGGAGCUUGUUCCACCAUUGGGGUGCCAGAGCAGCGAAUAGCUUUGACUGGGCUGAGCGGGAACUGUGCUUCCGUAGAGGUAGAGGAGCUAGCAGGCCAGAGGUGGAUGAACGUAGUGCCCUCGUUUGGGUGUAGGGUCUGAUCAGAGCCUGAAGGUAAGGAGGUGCCGUUCCCCUCACAGCUCCGUAGGCAAGCACCAUGGUUUUGUAGUAGAUGCAAGCCUCAACUAGAAGCCAGUGGAGUGUGCGGAGGAGCGGAGUGACAUGAGAGAAGUUGGGAAGGUUGAACACCAGACGGGCUGCAGCGUUCUGGAUAAGUUGUAGGGGUUUAAUGGCACAGACAGAGAGCCCAGCCAACAGCGAGUUGCAGUAAUCCAGACGGGAGAUGACAAGUGCCUGGAUUAGGACCUGUGCCGCUUUCUGUGUAAGGUAGGGUCGUACUCUGCGAAUGUUGUAGAGCAUGAACCUGCACGAUCGGGUCACCGCUUUGAUGUUAGCGGAGAACGACAGGGUGUUGUCCAGGGUCACGCCAAGGUUCUUUGCACUCUGGGAGGAGGACACAAUGGAGUUGUCAACCGUGAUGGCGAGAUCAUGGAGCGGGCAGUCCUUCCCCGGGAGGAAGAGCAGCUCCGUCUUGCCGAGGUUCAACUUGAGGUGGUGAUCCGACAUCCACACUGAUAUGUCUGCCAGACAUGCAGAGAUGCGAUUCGCCACCUGGUUAUCAGAAGGGGGAAAGGAGAAAAUUAAUUGUGUGUUGAAUGUGUACUGAAUUGAAUUAUAAAAAAAAAAAAACGUUCAGUCUAUCAUUUUAAUGGUAGGUUUAUUUGAACAGUGAGAGACAGAAUACCAACAAAGAAAUCCAGAAAAACGCAUGUCAAAAAUGUUAUAAAUUGAUUUGCAUUUUAAUGAGGGAAAUAAGUAUUUGACCCCUCUGCAAAACAUGACUUAGUACUAGGUGGCAAAACCCUUGUUGGCAAUCACAGAGGUCAGACGUUUCUUGUAGUUGGCCACCAGGUUUGCACACAUCUCAGGAGGGAUUUUGUCCCACUCCUCUUUGCAGAUCUUCUCCAAGUCAUUAAGGUUUCGAGCCUGACGUUUGGCAACUCGAACCUUCAGCUCCCUCCACAUAUUUUCAAUGGGAUUAAGGUCUGGAGACUGGCUAGGCCACUCCAGGACCUUAAUGUGCUUCUUCUUGAGCCACUCCUUUGUUGCCUUGGCCGUGUGUUUUGGGUCAUUGUCAUGCUGGAAUAUCCAUCCACGACCCAUUUUCAAUGCCCUGGCUGAGGGAAGGAGGUUCUCACCCAAGAUUUGACGGUACAUGGCCCCGUCCAUCGUCCCUUUGAUGCAGUGAAGUUGUCCUGUCCCCUUAGCAGAAAAACACCCCCAAAGCAUAAUGUGGCGCAGUGGUCUAAGGCACUGCAUCGCAGUGCUAGCUGUGCCCCUAGAGAUCCUGGUUCAAAUCCAGGCUCUGUCGUAGCCGGCCGCGACCGGGAGACCCAUGGGGCGGCGCACAAUUGGCCCAUCGUCGUCCAGGGUAGGGGAGGGAAUGGCCGGCAGGGAUGUAGCUCAGUUGGUAGAGCAUGGCGUUUGCAACGCCAGGGUUGUGGGUUCGAUUCCCACGGGGGGCCAGUAUGAAAAAAGAAUGUAUGCACUCACUAACUGUAAGUCGCUCUGGAUAAGAGCGUCUGCUAAAUGACUAAAAUGUUUUUAAAAAAAUUCCACCUCCAUGUUUGACGUGGGGAUGGUGUUCUUGGGGUCAUAGGCAGCAUUCCUCCUCCUCCAAACACGUUGAGUUGAUGCCAAAGAGCUCGAUUUUGGUCUCAUCUGACCACAACACUUUCACCCAGUUCUCCUCUGAAUCAUUCAGAUGGUCAUUGGCAAACUUCAGACGGGCCUGUAUAUGUGCUUUCUUGAGCAGGGGGACCUUGUGGGCGCUGCAGGAUUUCAGUCCUUCAUGGCGUAGUGUGUUACCAAUUUUUUUCUUGGUGACUAUGGUCCCAGCUGCAUUGAGAUCAUUGACAAGAUCCUCCCGUGUAGUUCUGGGCUGAUUCCUCACCGUUUUCAUGGUCAUUGCAACUCCACGAGGUGUUGUAGCCCAUGGUCUUGUAGCCCAUUCCAGCCUUAAGUAGGUUUACAAUCUUUUCCCUGACAUCCAUUGGAGAGCUGGUGGUCUUGGUCUUGGCCAUGGUGGAGAGUUUAGAAUCUGAUUGAUUGCUUCUGUGGACAGGUGUCUUUUAUACAGGUAACAAACUGAGAUUAGGAGAACUCCCUUUAAGAGUGUGCUCCUAAUCUCAGCUCGUUACCUGUAUAAAAGACACCUGGGAGCCAGAAAUCUUUCUGAUUGAGAGGUGGUCAAAUACUUAUUUCCCUCAUUAAAAUGCAAAUCAAUUUAUAACAUUUUAGACAUGCGUUUUUCUGGAUUUUUUUGUUGUUAUUCUGUCUCUCACUGUUCAAAUAAACCUACCAUUAAAAUUAUAGACUGAUCAUUUCUUUGUCAGUGGGCAAACGUACAAAAUCAGCAGGGGAUCAAAUACUUUUUUCCCUCAUUGUACAGAUAUCUUACCUACAAUCUAACCUACAGAGUUAAACAGGAACCCUGGUUCAGUCAGAAUGUGACUGUCAGUUUCAUCUUCAGCUUGUUGGCUACAUGGCAGGUCAGCUCUCCCAAUUUAUUUAUUUAAUGUCAGCUACCUACCUUUGAGGUCUCCUAAAUUUAGAUUUUUUCAUUAAAUGUAUGACACAUUAUUUAUGUGAAGGUGGUGACAGAGAGAGGAUGUGGGCUGGAACAUAGAUCCCCUCUUCUCAUUAACCUUCCAGAGGUAAACUCCUUUCCCUCUCCCCCUCUCCCCCCUCUCUCUCCCUCCCUCUACCCCCUCUCUCUCCCUCCCUCUACCCCCCUCUCUCUCCCCCUACCCUCUACCUGCUCUCUCUCCUCCUCCCGCCCUCCUAACCCCCCUCUCUUCUCCCUCCCCCUACCCCGCCCUCUCUCUCCUCUCUCUCAUUCCUCUCUCCCCCCCCGCUCCCUCUCUCUCCUCCCUCUCCCUCUCCCUCUCCCCCUCUCCCCUCUCCCUCUCCUUCUCCUUCCCUUCUCCUCCUCUCUUCUCUUCUUCUCUCUCCUCUCAUCAGCCUCUCUCUCCUCUCUCUCUGCUCUCUCUCGGCUCAUCCUCUCCCCUCUCUGCUCUUCUCUCUCUUCGCGUCGAUCUCUCAUCUCUCUCUCAUCUUGUUCUCUCCUCCUCUCUCUCUCUCAGACCAUCUCUCGACCCGCUCUCUUCUCUCAUCUACCUCUCACUCUCUCUCUCUCUCUUCUCUCUCUCUCUCCCGCCAUUCUCGGCUAUUUCUCUACGUCGUCUCUCUCUCCUUCCCUCUUCUUCCCACAGACUCAAAUAAGAAGGACAAAAAUAGAACUCAAUUUCCCCAGUGUGUGUGUUUAACCAAUCAGAAUAUCAAUAGGAUUUGACAAUGCUGUUUGUUCUGCUACACAGACCAUGCUGUGUGUGUGUGUAAGUCUGUGUGUGUGUCUGUUUGUGUGUGUGUGUGCAUGUUGUAGGGAGAUAACAAAGAGAGUGAAACGAGAGAGAGAGAGAAGAGAGAGCGAGAGAGCGGAGAGAGAGGCAGAGAGAAAGAGAGAAGUAGGGUGUGUGAAAAUAAACAAGAGCGAGAUAAAGUGUGUGAGACAGGAAGAGAUUUCUUCCAAAUCAUUCUUAAUUUCUCUCAACGGCGUACUCUUUUGUAGUGGCUUUUUUGUUUUCCACUGCUUUAUUCAAAUGGAGUUAAAUUGAUUACCUAUAUCAAAUCCAACUACCUGCCUUUUACCUUCAUUAUGAUAAGAACAAUACUGUUCAGUCUACAAUGUAAACAGGCAGAAGAUACAGUAGAGAUACUAAUGACAAUACUAUACACACAUUAACAGCUGCUCAUGGUUUAAUGUCUCACAAUAAUAUUGUUACACUGGUAUGGAUUUACAACAUUUGUUUUAUAACCCUAAUGCAUUUUUUUAAAUGUUGAAUUUCAUUGCUGAUUUGUGUAAUUCUGGUUGAUACAAUCUUGUUGAUGUUGUGACUGUGUUUCUGUUCUCACAGGUGGAAGAGGCUCUGAGUGAAGUGGACUUUCAGUUGAAGCUGGACCUUCACUUCACAGACAACGAGGAACAGUACGUUAAACACUCGGUUACAUAGUCUCUUUUCUCUGGCAUUUUUUUUCUUCUCACUUUCUCUGCAUCUCUCCAUCUCUCUUCCUAUCCCCCCUCCCUCCCCCAUCUCUCUCUCCCUCUCGCCUCUCAGUUCUGAGAGGUCCUCAGUUAGUAGUGCUGAGGUCCAAGUCCUAAUGAUGUCCUGCCAGCGAAAAGCCUCUGGCUCUAACAGACUGGCAGACUGCAUAGUCAGGAAAAAACACUAGUCAAUUAAAAACACUACUUUACCACGUCUCUGUGCAGACUUGCAUGCGUUGUGCAUGCGUGAGCACAUUUGUACGAGUGUGUCUCUGUGCGUGUGUGCAUUUGUCUGUCUGUCUGUGUGUCUGUGUGUGUGUGUGUGUGUGUGUGUGUGUGUGUGUGUGUGUAAAGGAUGUUACUGUUGGAUCAGCUAUUUGGAUCUGUCACUCCAAGUGUGAGCUCUGUGUGUUUGUGCUGUUGCAGCUCAAUAGGUCAAUAGGUCAAUAGGUCAAUAGGUACUGUAGGCCACAGACAAGUGAUAGAUGACUUGUAAUGUCUCCUGGACGGCUCAUUAAACAUCCCAUUUGGAGCGCUUACAACUUCUCAGACUUUGCUGCUCAGAACUUAUACUAUUUGGAGCCACCCAUUUAUGUGUGACCGAGACCAAGUGUUUGUGUGUGUAGAAUAUUACCAAGUUCAAGUUUCAACUUUAUUGCCCCAGAGUGAAAUUCAUUUUUCACCACACUGGUGUGCUUUCUUGAAUUUGCUAUUGUCCUAGCUGAAUAAUAACAGUUAAAUAACCCAUAACAUCAUGUCCUUUAAAUGGGUAAUAGUUUUCAAUUUUGACACAGUGCAUUUUAAACUUGCAUUCACUGUCUUUGGCAUGAUGAUGUAACUGUAUACUGUUCUGGCAUGACCUCUCUCUGCUGUUGUUCUCAGGCUGGUUUAGAUACUAACUGUGUUGUCUUUAGGUUAGGGGACAUCGUGACAGUCCCAGUGAUCAGCAGUAGAACCCUGGGUCUCCACUUCCAUCCCAGGAGAGGUCUCCACCACCAUGUACCUGUGAUGUUCGACUACUUCCACCUGUCCGUCAUCUCUGUCUCUAUACAUGCAUCCUUGGUGGCCUUACAUCAACCACUCAUCAGGUAAUACUGUGUGUGUGUUUUUGUGUGUGUGCAUGUCUGUGCAAACAUGCAUGCUUGUGUGUGUGUGCACGUGUGUGUGUGUGUGUGUGCACAUGUGUGUGUGUGUUUGUGUGCUUACCAACCAACAUGUCACACUGAUGAUCACUACUUAACUGUCACACCAUAUACAGUGGGGAGAACAAGUAUUUGAUACACUGCAGAUUUUGCAGAUUUUCCUACUUACAAAGCAUGUAGAUCUCUGUAAUUUUUAUCAUAGGUACACUUCAACUGUGAGAGACGGAAUCUAAAACAAAAAUCCAGAAAAUCACAUUGUAUGAUUUUUAUGUAAUUAAUUCGCAUUUUAUUGCAUGACAUAAGUAUUUGAUCACCUACCAACCAGUAAGAAUUCCGGCUCUCACAGACCUGUUAGUUUUUCUUUAAGAAGCCCUCCUGUUCUCCACUCAUUACCUGUAUUAACUGCACCUGUUUGAACUUGUUACCUGUAUAAAAGACACCUGUCCACACACUCAAUCAAACAGACUACAACCUCUCCACAAUGGCCAAGACCAGAGAGCUGUGUAAGGACAUCAGGGAUAAAAUUGUAGACCUGCACAAGGCUGGGAUGGGCUACAGGACAAUAGGCAAGUAGCUUGGUGAGAAGGCAACAACUGUUGGCGCAAUUAUUAGAAAAUGGAAGAAGUUCAAGAUGACGGUCAAUCACCCUCGGUCUGGGACUCCAUGCAAGAUCUCACCUCGUGGGGCAUCAAUGAUCAUGAGGAAGGUGAGGGAUCAGCCCAGAACUACACGGCAGGACCUGGUCAAUGACCUGAAGAGAGCUGGGACCACAGUCUCAAAGAAAACCAUUAGUAACACACUACGCCGUCAUGGAUUAAAAUCCUGCAGCGCACGCAAGGUCCCCCUGCUCAAGCCAGCGCAUGUCCAGGCCCGUCUGAAGUUUGCCAAUGACCAUCUGGAUGAUCCAGAGGAGGAAUGGGAGAAGGUCAUGUGGUCUGAUGAGACAAAAAUAGAGCUUUUUGGUCUAAACUCCACUCGCCGUGUUUGGAGGAAGAAGAAGGAUGAGUACAACCCCAAGAACACCAUCCCAACCGUGAAGCAUGGAGGUGGAAACAUCAUUCUUUGGGGAUGCUUUUCUGCAAAGGGGACAGGACGACUGCACCGUAUUGAGGGGAGGAUGGAUGGGGCCAUGUAUCGCGAGAUCUUGGCCAACAACCUCCUUCCCUCAGUAAGAGCAUUGAAGAUGGGUCGUGGCUGGGUCUUCCAGCAUGACAACGACCCGAAACACACAUCCAGGACAACUAAGGAGGGGCUCCGUAAGAAGCAUCUCAAGGUCCUGGAGUGGCCUAGCCAGUCUCCAGACCUGAACCCAAUAGAAAAUCUUUGGAGGGAGCUGAAAGUCCGUAUUGCCCAGCGACAGCCCCGAAACCUGAAGGAUCUGGAGAAGGUCUGUAUGGAGGAGUGGGCCAAAAUCCCUGCUGCAAUGUGUGCAGACCUGGUCAAGAACUACAGGAAACGUAUGAUCUCUAUAAUUGCAAACAAAGGUUGCUGUACCAAAUAUUAAGUUCUGCUUUUCUGAUGUAUCAAAUACUUAUGUCAUGCAAUAAAAUGCAAAUUAAUUACUUAAAAAUCAUACAAUGUGAUUUUCUGGAUUUUUGUUUUAGAUUCCGUCUCUCACAGUUGAAGUGUACCUAUGAUAAAAAUUACAGACCUCUACAUGCUUUGUAAGUAGGAAAACCUGCAAAAUCAGCAGUGUAUCAAAUACUUGUUCUCCCCACUGUAUGUCCUCUCCUGUUAGAAUCGGUUUAGUUUGGCAACCUGCUCUGAAAGUGCAUCCACUGGCCUGCUACUUGAAUAAGUAGUUUUUCAAACACUUAGGUGAUGAAUCCAGCUGCCAAUAUCUUAACCUGAAUGUUCAGCCAUCAAUUUCCCUGAUUACACCAGAGCUCUAUUGAUUACAUAAUGACUAACUGCUCUUCUCUCUCUCUCUCUCUCUCUCUCUCUCUCUCUCUCUCUCUCUCUCUCUCUCUCUCUCUCUCUCGCUCUCUCUCUCUCUUUCUCUCUCUCUCUCUCUCUCUCUCUCUCUCUCCAUAGUUUUGCCCGUACAGGGAAGGGUUCCUGGCUGGGAAAGGGCUCUCUAGAGAACGUUACUGACCCAUCAGCCAUGGGGGUGUCCAUGGAGAACCUGAUGUUCGGGGCUGGAUACUGCAAACCUGUCAUCACAGAGGUACAAUCAAAUCAAGUCAAACUACAUUGUAAGUGCAUGAUUACAAGGUCUCUCAAUACACCACGGCAGAAAAUUUUGGGGGGGGGUCCCAAAAACCCCCCCCCCCCCCCCGGGGAAAAAAAGGGGUUUUAAAAAAAUUUCCCCCCCCCUGGCCUUUCCCCCCCGAACCCAAAAAAUUUUUUUUUGGGGGGGGGGGGGGGAAAAAAAAGGGUUUUUUAAGGGUUUUAAAAAAAAAAAAUUUUUAAAAAAAAACCCCCCCUUUUAAAAAAAAAUUUUUUUUCCCCAAAAAAAAUUUUUUUUUAAAAAAAAAAAAAAAAAAAAAAAUUUUUUUUUUUUUGGGUUUUUUUUUUUUUGUUUUAAAGGGGGUUAAGGUUUUUUCUUUUUUUUUAAAAAAUGUUAAAAAAUUUUUUUUUUUAAAGGCCCCCCUUUUUUAAAAAAGGGGGGCCCCCUUUUUCCCCCCCCCCUUUUUUUUUUUCCCCCCCGGGCCCCCCCUUUUUUUUUCCCCUUUUUCCCCCCCCCCCUUUUUUUACAAAGGGUUUGGGGAAAAAGGGGCCCCCUUUUUCCCCCCCCCCCCCUUUGGGGGGGGCCUUUUCCCCCCCUUUUUUUUUCCCCCCCCCCUUUUUUUCCCCCCUUUUUUUUUCCCCCCCCCUUUUUUUUUUUUUUUCCCCCCCCCCCCCCUUUUCCCCCCCCCCUUUUUUUUUUUAAAUUUUUCCCCGGGGGGAAAGGGGGGAAAUUUGGGAAAAGGGUUUUAAAAAAAGGGGGGAAAAAAAACAAAUUUUUCCCCUUUCCCCCCUUUUCCCCCUUUUUUCCCUUUUUAAAACCCCCCUUUUAAAAUUUUUUCUCCCCCCCCCCUUUCCCCAAAACCCAAAAUUUUUUUUUUAAACCUUUUUUCCCGGGGAAAAAAAAAAAAAAAAACCAAAUUUUUAAAAAAAAAAAAAAAAAAAAAAAACAAAAGGUUAAGGGGAAAAAAAAAAAAAAUAAAGGGGAAAAAAAAAAAAAAAAAAAAAAGGAGGGAAAAAGGGGGAAAAAAAAAAAAAGGGGGGGGGGGGGGGGGGUUAAAAAAAAACCCCCCCCCCCAAAGGGGGAAAAAAAUAAAGGGGGGGGAAAAAAAAAGGGGGAAAAAGGGGAGGAAAAAAAAGGGGAAAAAAAAAACCCGGGAAAGGGGGGGGGGGGGAAAAAGGGGGAAAAAAAAAAAGGGAGAAGGGGGGGCCCCCCCCCCCCUUGGGUUUUUUUUUUUUUUUUUUUUUCCCCCCUUUUUUUUCCCCCCCUUUUUUAAAAUAAAAGGGUUUUUUGGGGUUUUUGGGGGUUUUUCCCCCCCCCAAAAAAACCGGGGGGGUUUUUAAAAACCUUUUUUUUUUAACCCCUUGGGAAAGGGGGGAAAAAAAAGGCCCCCAAAAAAAUUUUUUUUUUUUGGGGGAAAAAAAGGGGGAAAAAGGGGGGUUUUUUUUUUAAAAAGGGGUUUUGGGUUUUUUUAAAGGGGGUUUUGGGGGGAGGGUUUUUUUCCCAAAAGGGGGGGGCCCAAAUUGGGGGGGGGUUUUAAAGGGGGGGGAAAAAAAUUGGUUUUUAAAAACCCCAAAAACCCGGGAAAGGGGGAAAAAAAUUUUUUUUUAAAAAAAAAAAUUUCCCUUAAGGGUUUUAAGGGAAAAAAAGGGGGGGGGUUUUUUUUUUUUUUUAAAGGAAAUUUUUUUAAAAAAAUUUUUUUUUUGGGGGGGGCCCCUUUUUUUUCUUUAGAACUUGGGGGGGCCCGGAAACCUUUUUUAAAAAAAAAUUUUGGGUUUUUUCUGGGGGGGGGAGUUGUUUGGGGGGGGGGGGGUUUUUAAAAAGGGGUUUUCCCCCGAGGAAAUUUUUUGGGGAAAAAGGUUUUUCCGGUUGGGGUUUUUUUAAAAAGGGGGGUUUUUUUGAAAAGGGGGAAAAAAAAAGGAAACCCCCCUUUUUUUUUAAAAAAAAAAAAAAUUUGGGCCCCGGGGGGUUUUUUUUUCCCCCCCCCGGGGAAAAUUUUUUUUCAAAAACCCCCCCCUUCCCAAAAAGGGGGCCCCCCCCCCGGGUUUAAACCCAAAGGGUUUUAAAAGGGGAAAAAAAAUUUUUUUUUUGGGGGGGGGGGGUUUAUUUCCCGGGGGGGGGGGGGGUUUUUUUUAAGGUUUUUUUUUAAAAAAAUUUGUUUUUUGGGGGGGUUUUUUUUUUUAAAAGUUAGACGGGAUUGGCUUGUGUAAAAUAGCAGUUUGUAACAUCCCGUUUUGUGAGCAUCGCAAAAAAAGUUCUGGGGUUUCCCUCAAUCGGUGUUUAAAGUUGAUCUUCCCUUCUCGUUUUAAAUUUCUGCUGGGUAUUCAAAACAACGGGCAACCUCAGUCUCUGCCUUACACGAUGCUGCGCUGCCUCAGUGGCCAUGUUGCUAUGUUACCCACGCGGUUAGAGCUGGCGUGGCACUGACAAUUUUAAUUUGCCCGAGCAAUAAGUCUACGAGAGUGCUUUUCUCACUCCUGGUUCUUCUUUUCCGCUGUUUCUCUUCAUUGAUUAGUUACCUUACAUUGUUGCUCAAGGUGUCAACGGCUUAACACCAAAAGUUUACUAAUCGAGUGUUGCGCUUGCUCAGUGCUUCUCUUCUUCAUGGUUUCCCCAGUCUUCUCCCGUCUCUAGAGCUGACGUGAGCUCCUGCACCUUUUCUGCCCUAGCUACCCGAUCUACUGUCUGGUCUCUACUCCUCUCUUCAAUCUUUCUCUCCUCUCUGAUUUCGUGUACAAUUAGUUCCUAUACAUUCUUUGCUAUUAGUCGUGUCAACUCGUCGUUACAAAACUGCAACACAGUAUAUACAGUCGUGAGGUCUUCCUCUGCUGGCUUUCUCUCUCGAUCUUUGUCUCUGCUCUCUUCCUCUCGCUCUCUCUAGUCUCUCUCGUUCUUCCUCUCUCUUUCCUCCUCUCUCUCUUCUUAUUGUCUCUACUCUUUCUCUCGCUCCACUUUCUUCUAUCUCCUCCGACCACUUUCUCUCUCUCUCUUUUCUCUCUCUCGUACUUCUCUCUCUCUCUCUUUCGCUCUCUCUCUCCCUCCACUAUUGUAAGGACGGGUCAUCAGUCAGGUCCCUCUAGAAGUAUUAGAGACAGUUUUAGUCCCCCACAUGGACCCACAGGGAGAUGAGUACUGCGCUGCACCACAUCACUUCCUAUUAAUGUCUCAUUAACCCACAUGGCCAGACCAGGUCGCAGGACACUCAGGCUGCGUUCCAAAUAGCACCUUAUUCCCUACAUAGUGCUCUAAUUUUGACCAGAGCCCAAGACGCUGUUCAAAAGUAGUGCAUUUUGGGGCUGCCAUUUGGGACGCAGCCCGAGGCUAGCAGGACACUGCGACACACUGAGCUACUGUAGCCUGGCGUCUGGAGGAGAAACUACUGUAACUCUCAGUCACAGGAGGUUGGUGGCACCUUAAUUGGGGAGGACGGGCUUGUGGUAAUGGCUGGAGUGGAAUAGGUGGAAUGGUAUCAAAUACAUCAAACACAUGGUUUCCAGGUGUUUGAUGCCAUUCCAUUUGCCUUGUUCCAGCCAUUAUUGUGAGCCAUCCUCCCCUCAGCAGCCUCCACUGCUCUCAGUAGUAAUUAUGGUGAAUAAAGGGUUCUCAUCUGCCUGUGGAGUAAAAGGUCUAAGAUUAAUAGUAGACACUAGUGAUGGUUUCUGCAUGUGUAAAGGCUCAUUUAGUGGUGUGAGAGCUGUGGGAGGCAGAGAAAGUGCUUAGCUGGAUUCAUCAACCACAGACACCACUCACGUCUCUCUCUUCUGGAGGUGUGUGUAAGGUGUGUGUGUGUGGGAGUGAGUGUGAGUGAUAACUAUAUGGUUGUGCACAUCCAGCAGAGCAGCUAUUUUUCAUCAGAUCAUUACGAUGUGUCUUAUCCAGCGUAGGUCAUUUCCUGUAUGGUAGGACGCUACUGUGAUUGCAAAACCUGUUGGUCACACAAACAUGUGCCUCAUGCACACACCCCGAUCCAGCCUUCGGCCCUGUGGCCAGACGUCACAGACUGAGCAGUAAAUCUUAAUGAGAGCUGGGUUGUCCCCCUCAUAGCCCCUCUUCUGCGUUUGGCCCCCCUGUUUCCUGGGUUACACACACACACACAUACCGGGCUCGGCCCCCCUGUUCCUGGGUUUUACACAGCGCCUCCAACAGAGAGCUUUAAUAAGCACUGCAUUUAGCCAGGCGGGGGGGCAGUGUUUGAUCCCCGUAAUGAGUUCUCCUCCAACCGCCACGUAGCUUACCUGCAGGAGAAAUGUGUACAGAGCAUAGUGUGUGUGUGCGCAUGCAUGCGUGUGUGUGUGUGUGUGUUUGAGAGUCAUCCCUCUCUCCCUCUCUCCUCUCUUCCACCCCUUAUUUAUGUAAGGCUUUCUACCUGGAGGGUACAAGCACAUUUUCAGCACUUUCCCCUAUUUAUACUGCUGCAGCUUUUCCACACUUACCUAUUUCUUUAUUCAUUAUUAAGAGUGUUGUUAUUGCACAAUCUGGACACGUGUCGUUGGAAAAUUCUGUUGCGAUCAGCUGAAUUAUAGUGGUGCUGCCUCUUCUGGUGGGCAGAAAAUGGAUGUUACCUUUCUUUUUCCAUUUAGACCUUUCACAUUUCCUCAUUGGUAUAGAAAUGUGUAUCUCAGAAAUAUCAGAGGCGAUAAAGAUCAAUUUUCUGAGUGCUCCUAUUAUGAGUGAGAUACUCGUCUUGGACCCUCGUGGGGUGAUUAAGAAUGUCAGGUACCAAUGCAAGAGGAAUAAGCAGCACACAGUCUCAGGCCUAUUAGAGAGACCUGUCCUGCUAAUUUUUACCAGCCUGUCUGUCUUACAAGCUGCUGGCUUGUCCCUUGUUCCCGUUGUAUGUAGAUGAAGAGUGAGCCAUAGAAAUAUCAUUACUAGAUCAGGAAUUCCCAUUCAUGUCAAUGUUUUGUAAUUCUUAGUUCUAUUUCUAUCAGAGCAGAUGGACCCCCUGUAACUACGUAUCCCACGGUGCACUGCAGCAACCAUCAGAUCCAGUAUGUCACCUGGGUACUCAGCCUUGUGUUCCUUAAACAUACUGUCAGCUUCGCACGUGGCUGCUGCUGACAAUUAGGACUUAAGAAGACUGUAAUACAGUAUCCAAAGAAGGUUAUUUUGCAUAAUAAGAAAUGUACUGUAUUUACACAAAGAGUGCCUCGGAGCCUCUUGCUUGGAAAGCUACUCUGGCACCCCAAGCCCCCUAGUGCACUUCCUCUCUGGGUGGAACGCAACGACGACGUGGACAAAAGUGCGUGCUGCUCCAUAACAUCUGACUCCGCCCAUGCCCAUGAAAUAGCUAUUUUUCAUUCUUUGCCCCUGGAGUCCCAACCCCCAUAUCCCAGUAUGCCUCUAUAAAGGUAAAAGGAAUUAUGAAAGUAAACAUACAGAUGUUCCUUCCUGGUUGUGGAGGAUCCAGAAGUAUUAUCUGUUAUUACAGAGCAGAGUACAGCUAUGAUGAUAGGGCCCUGUGCUUUACUGCCUCCAGGUAAAUUAUAGUACACACUCACAUACACCAGCAUUACAUGUCUUUAAAACUAACACACAUACACCAGCAUGACAUGUCUUUAAAACUAACACACAUACACCAGCAUUACAUGUCUUUAAAACUAACACACAUACACCAGCAUGACAUGUCUUUAAAACUAACACACAUACACCAGCAUUACAUGUCUUUAAAACAAACACAUACACCAGCAUGACAUGCCUUUAAAACUAACACACAUACACCAGCAUGACAUGCCUUUAAAACUAACACACAUACACCAGCAUUACAUGCCUUUAAAACUAACACACAUACACCAGCAUGACAUGCCUUUAAAACUAACACACAUACACCAGCAUGACAUGCCUUUAAAACUAACACACAUACACCAGCAUUACAUGCCUUUAAAACUAACACACAUACACAGGCAUUAUCCACACAUACACCAGCAUCACAUAUCUUUAAAACAAAACUGCCAGAACAGCCAGAACAGCCAGCCAGCCACAGGAAGAUGGACCCAGCCCAGAAAACAGUGACAGAGGCCAGGGGCUGGCAUCCCGAGUGGCUGGGGCCUGUGUGUGUUGUGACUGGGAUGGGGUUAGAGGUGACACAUCCCAGUCUGACCUGACCCUGCCUUGUCUCUAAAAAGAUGACAGCCGGCGUCUGAUCCGACGGGUGUUGUUUGGGUCCUUGACUAGAAUAACAUAUUUCGCAAUGUUACUCUUGAUCUGGAUAUGCAGUAGCUGGGCUUUGUGGCUCCUAUCGGUUGCAGAAGAGACCAGAACUGGUACUGUAGAUUACAGACCUGUACAGAGAAUACGAUGAAUGUGAUGGUCCAGUGAAAGUACUGUGGGUUUGUGGUUAGAGAGCCACCUGCUGGGGAGAAAUAGGAAUUACUACUCAUAAAUACUUUCCCUAAAAUGGUACUACAGUAACAACAUUGAGGGACAAAUUGGCUAAGCUUUCAAUCCAUUACCUUCCCAGUCUAAUAUAUAUUGUAUGAAACAUCACCCGUGAUUGUUACUGAUGUCUGUGUAGUUUGUGGUUACUGGGUAGUGUGGGGUUAGUUAGUUAAAGGUCAUACAACUAUUGUAGGGUCACGUCUUCUACAUCUUCCAGUGCCACGUCCGCAUCAAUGUUGUUUUACUACUGGGUAACAAGCUGUGUUUAGGAGCUGCUUGUGUCCAAAACCUCCUGUAGUUACUGAGACUUUACACAUUGGUGUUAACUCACUAGACAAGGUCCUAAAUAAGGUCAAUGGCAAAGCUACACGGAGGGAGCUCAUUGGUUCCUACUGUGGAGGCCUUAAAGUCCCAGUAUGUGAACUUGGCUGUCAUUAGAUGAAGUAAUCAACAUUUUCUUCUCUUCCAUGUCUCUUUUCUUCCCUAUCUCUACCCCGUCUCUCUCCUCUCUGCCUCUCCUCUCUCCCCUAUCUCCCCUGUCUCUCUCCUCUCUUCUCUGUCUCUCUCCUCUCUGUCUCUCCUCUCUCCCCUCUCUCCCCCUGUCUCUCCCUGUCUCUCUCCUCUCUGCCUCUCCUCUCUCCCCUCUCUCUCUCUCCUCUCUUCUCUGUCUCUCUCCCUCUCUGCCUUCCCCUUUCUCCCCUGUCUCCUCCUCUCUUCUCUGGCUCUCCUCUCUCUCCUCUCUGCCUCUCCUCUCUCCCCUCUCUCCCCAUGUCUCUCCCCAUCUCUCUCCUCUCUGCCUCUCCUCUCUCCCCUGUCUCUCUCCUCUCUGCCUCUCCUCUCUCCCCGUCUCUCUCCUCUCUGUCUCUCCUCUCUCCCCGUCUCUCUCCUCUCUGCCCUCUCCUCUCUCCCCUGUCUCUCUCCUCUCUGCCCUCUCCUCUCUCCCCGUCUCUCUCCUCUCUGUUUCUACUCUCUUCUCUGUCUUCCCGUCUCUCUUCCUCUCUGUCUCUCCUCUCUCCCCUCUCUCCCCCUUUCUCUCCCCAUUUCUCUCCUCUCUGCCUCUCCUCUCUCCCCAUCUCUCUCCUCUCUGUCUUUACUCUCUUCUCUGUCUCUCCCCUGUCUCUCCCGUCUCUCUCCUCUCUGCCUCUCCUCUCUCCCCGUCUCUCUCCUCUCUGUCUUUACUCUCUUCUCUGUCUCUCCCCUGUCUCUCCCGUUUCUCUCCUCUCUGCCUCUCCUCUCUCCCCGUCUCUCUCCUCUCUGUCUUUACUCUCCUCUCUGUCUCUCCCCUGUCUCUCUCGUCUCCCCUCUCUCAUGUCUCUCCCCUCUUCCAUGUAUCUAUCCUCUCUCUUCUCUUCCUCUCCUUCUUCCCUCUCUUCUCUCCCAUCUACCCUCUCCCCUCUUCUCCCUUCCUCUCCCCUCUACUCCCCCCUGUCUCUCCCCAGGGUAGUUUCUACGUCCCCAGUGAGAACUGUCUACAGAGAGCUCACACUUGGCAUGGUAGACUCUGUCGCCUCCUACUGGCGGUACACAGAGGCCUACGUUCCUACUACACCACUGUGAUGAAGGAGAUACCACAGCUGGAACAGGUGGACAUAGGUGAGGCAACAACAUGUUACAAUAGCAUUUCCUCAAUAUUUAGCUGUGUCUAUUGUGGCAAUCAAUCAAGUCAAUGAUUUAUUGUUCAAUUGAUUUAAAAAUAUAUAUAUAUAUAUAUAUUUUUUUUUACAGUGGUUUAACUUCAUACUGUAUAAGACUGAGUAGAGUUGCGCUUUGCUGUAAUAAUCUAUUUAUCUUGUCUUUCUAUCCACAGAGGAGCUACCUGUGGAAGAAACACUAAAUCAGCUCACAAUAGAAUUACAGGUAGGUGGUGUACGAGACAUACAGUACUGCUAAAAACCAAGAUCAAUAUCAACAUUUUAUAUUAGCUAUGCUCUCUUUCCUCUCCAAUGUUCUACUAGUAUUUCCAUCAAAAAAUUCCAUUAUUCAAGUUUUUUACUUUAACACAUACAGUUAACUGCCAAAAUAAAGGAAACACCAACAUAAAGUGUCUUAAUAGGGCGUUGGGCCUCCACAAGCCAGAACAGCUUCAAUGCAUCAUGGCAUAGAUUCUACAAGUGUCUGGAACUCUAUUGGAGGGAUGCGACACCAUUCUUCCAUGAGAAAUUCCAUCAUUUGGUGUUUUGUUGAUGGUGGUGGAAAACGCUGUCUUAGGCCCCACUCCAGAAUCUCCGACAAGUGUUAAAUUGAGUUGAGAUCUGGUGACUGAGACGACCAUGGCAUAUGAUUUAUAUCGUUUUUAUAAUAGUCAAACCAUUCAGUGACCACUCAUGCCCUGUGGCGGGGUGCAUUGUCAUCCUAUGAGGGCAUAGCCAUGGUAGCCAAAAUAAUGGCCUGCCCAGCAUUUCUAUACAUGACCCUCAGCAUGAUGGGAUGUUAAUUGCUUAAUUAACUCAGGAAUCUGUGUGGAAGCACCUGCUUUCAAUAUGCUUUGUAUUUACUCAAGUAUUUCCAUUAUUUGGGCAGUUACCUGUACUUUUACUAUAUACAGUAUCUAAAAUACCAGUGGCAUCUGGAUAAAGUCAUUGAGCAUAUAAAGAGAUACUAUCUGUAUCCACUCUCUCCUCUCCUCUAGGUUCAGGGAGGCCAUGAGAAGGCAGCAGAACAUAUCAGUAGAGUCCUGACCCAGCUCUGCUCCACCUAAUCUGCCCUUUGACCUCUAACCAGCCUCUAACCCCUCUAACCAGCACCACACGCUGACCCUAACCCUCCCCUGUCUCCUCUCUCCACUCCUUCUCUAGCUGCAGGAGGGACAUGAGAAAGUAGCAGAACAGAUCAGUAGAGACCUGACCCAGCUCUGCUCCCAACUGUCGGCCCUGUGGACCCGCUUCCUGGAGGCUGCCGUACCUAACACACAUAUCCUGUCCCACCUGGCCCAGGAACACCACACACUCAGGGUGAGCCCUAACCCCUUAACUCCUCAGGAACAUCACACACCCCCCAUACAUUCUAUCUAAUAUAUUAUGAAAUGUGUAACACUAGAAGCCGAGGCCUUGAACCCUCCAAAGCCCACUAUUUAGGUUUUGUGUGUCAGAUUGUGUAGGAGUAUUACAGCCAGGUAAAAUACACCAGCUGAUGAUUAGUCCCUAUAGACCUCUAUGCCUUGAAUAGACAUUGUAUCUGAGAAUCCCAAAUGUAAUUUCCAUCUAAUCAUUGGAAUGAUUAAUAUUAAUGUAAAACUAUUCCCUCUCCUCUACUCAGUGUUGCUAGCAGGUCUCCAGGCUCUUGUCUCUCACAGUGUUAGUUUCAUAUCUCCUGUCUGACUGUCUGUCUGUGAGUCAUAAUGAACACAGUAUGUCUCCAUAUUAGUUUACCUUCAGGGGUUAGUUUCAUGCUUCCACCCGCAGGAUGGGUGUGAUUUCAAUGAACAUUUAUUCUGUAAUUAUCCUGAUGAACAAACAUACAGAAACACUGUUUCUUGAUGUUCCUGACUCUCUGUCUAUAUCUGUCGUGCUCUGUGACUUUAUAACAGGAGGCAGGUUUAGUUACAGUUUAGUGGGGGGACAUUUUUUAUUUCUGUUAAUACAUGGUAUCAAAGUCAAAUUGAUAUUGAAACUGUUAAAAUAAAUGUUAUUUGCAAAAUGCCAGAAGUCAAACAUAAUUUAACACUUUAUUUAACACUAAUUAUUUAACACUAUCUUUCAUACAUAUACAGGUAACUGCCAAAGUAAAGGACACACCAACAUAAAGUGUCUUAAUUGAGCAUUGAGCGACCACGAGCCGCCAGAACAGCUUAAAUGCGCCUUGGCUUAGAUUCUACAAGUGUCUGGAACUCUAUUGGCGGGAUGCAACAUGAUUCUUCCACGAGAAAUGCAAUAAUUUGGUGUUUUGUUGAUGGUGGUGGAAAAUGUCUCAGGCGCUGCUCCAGAAUCUCCCAUAAGUGUUCAACUGGGUUGAGAUGUGGGGUCACACUAAAUAUCUGCGUCCGCCAUUUCUGAAAAGAAUACGUACGUCUAAAAAUAUUUAGAUUUAUGAACUUGACAUAUGCCAUACAUAGCAUGUUUCCCAUUAUAAAUAUGACCAGUCACAAAACUGUGCCCGCAUUCUGCAAGAUUGAUUGUAUAUUGGAAAAAAUUUAAAAGUAGGUAACAGCCCACACUUCUAUGCAAAGGACGAAUUGUUGUUCAAUAUUUUGUUUAUCAAUACAUUAUUUUGUUUAUAUGUUCCUGCCUUGGUAUAGGCUGUGAGAUUAAAUAGGCUUAUGAUGUCACGCACCUAUUGCACAGCAAUACUGUAGCCUAUAUAUACUGUCAAAUAUUUUACAUCAAUUACUGGUCUAUUUACUGUGUUGGCAGAAUGUACAGUAAUUUGCAGUAAUUUAUGCUGUAUUUGGCAAAGGACUGAGACAGUUUCUGAAAGAGAACAAUGGCAAAUUGUUGUCGACCUGUCAGCAGAACAUUUGAAUUCAACAAUGUUUUGCAUUUACUUUUCCCCCCAACCUAAAUAUGCUAGAAUGCCCGCGAAUUCUGAAACAUUGUCUAAGCUACAUAAAACAAAUUGAAAUUACAGUGGGCUACCUACAGUAAUAGCAUACACACUUCAUAGUAAAAUAUAAACUGUUUUGAUGUUCACCUGUUAAAUUCAUCUGUAGGCUAUGAAGGAAAGGGAAAGGGGAUACCUGGUCAGUUGUACAACUGAAUGCAUUCUACUGAAAUGUGUCUUCCACAUUUAACCCAACCCUUCUGAAUCAGAAACCGCACUGCCUAUGGGAUCACGGCACGCACGGUUUAUAAAUGAGGCCCCUGGUGACUGAGAUACAGAUAGAUACACACACACACACACACACACACACACACACACACACACACACACACACACACACACACACACACACACACACACACACACCCUUUAAACCCCCCUAUGCUACUUUGAGACCCCUCUUUCAAAGUAACUGAGAUUUCUUCUAGCCACGGCAGCCAAAAUAAUGGGCAACUGGGCAUUUUAUACAUGACCCUAAGUAUGAUGGAAUGUUAAUUACAUAAUUAACUCAGGAACCCCACCUGUGUAGAAGCACCUGCUUUCAAUGUAUCGCUCAUUUACUCAACUGUUUCCUUUAUUUUGGCAGUUACCUACACUACCAGUCAAAAGCUUGGACACGCCUACUCAUUCAAGGGUUUUUCUUAAUUUUUGCUAUUUUCUACAUUGUAGAAUAAUAGUGAAGACAUCACAACUAUGAAAUAACACAUAUGGAAUAAUGCAGUAACCAAAAAAGUGUUAAACAAAUCCAAAUAUAUUUUAUAUUUGAGAUUCUUCAAAUAACCACCCUUUGCCUUGAUGACAGCUUUGCACACUCUUGGCAUUCUCUCAACCAGCUUCAUGAGGUAGUCACCUGGAAUGAAUUUCAAUUAAUAGGUGUGCUUUCUUAAAAGUUAAUUAGUGGAAUUUCUUUCCUUCUUAAUGCGUUUGAGCCAAUCAGUUGUGUUGUGACAAGGUAUAUAGAAGAUAGCCCUAUUUGGUAAAAGACCAAGUCCAUAUUAUGGCAAGAACAGCUCAAAUAAGCAAAGAAAAAUGACAGUUCAUCAUUACUUUAAGACGUGAAGGUCAGUCAAUACGGAACAUUUCAAGAACUUUGAAAGUUUCUUCAAGUGCAGUCGCAAAAACCAUCAAGCACUAUGAUGAAACUGGCUCUCAUGAGGACUGCCACAGGAAUGGAAGACCCAGAGUUACCUCUGCUGCAGAGGAUAAGUUAAUUAGAGUUACCAGCCUCAGAAAUUGCAGCCCAAAUAAAUGCUUCACAGAGUUCCAGUAACAGACACAUCUCAAAAUCAACUGUUCAGAGGAGACUAUGUGAAUCAGGCCUUCAUGGUCGAAUUGCUACAAAGAAACCACUACUAAAGAACACCAAUAAGAAGAAGAGACCUACUUGGGCCAAGAAACACGAGCAAUGGACAUUAGACCGGUGGAAAUGUGUCCUUUGGUCUGGAGUCCAAAUUGGAGAUUUUUAGUCCAACCACCAUGUCUUUGUGAAACGCGUAGUGGGUGAACAGAUGAUCCAUGUGUAUUUCCCACCGUAAAGCAUGAAGGAGGAGGUGUUAUGUUGUCGAUGUGCUUUGCUGGUGACACAGUGAUUUAUUUAGAAUUCAAGGCACACUUAACCAGCAUGGCUACCACAUAAUUCUGCAGCGAUAGGCCAUUACAUUUACAUUUUAGUCAUUUAGCAGACGCUCUUAUCCAGAGCGCAAACAUUAAUUUUUAAAAUUAUUUUUUCAUACUGGCACCCCGUGGGAAUCGAACCCACAACCCUGGCGUUGCAAACACCAUGCUCUACCAACUGAGCUACAUCCCUGCCAGCCAUUCCCUCCCCUACCCUGGACGAAUUGUGCGCCGCCCCAUGGGUCUCCCGGUCGCAGCCGGCUACGACAGAGCCUGGAUUUGAACCAGGAUCUCUAGUGGCACAGCUAGCACUGCAUUACAGUGCCUUAGACCACUGCGCCACUCGGGAGACUUCAUCCCAUCUGGUUUGGGCUUAGUGGGACUAUAAUUUGUUUUUCAACAAGACAUUGACCCAACACACCUCCAGGCUGUGUAAGGGCUAUUUUACCAAGAAGGAGAGUGAUGGCAUGCUGCAUCAGAUGACCUGGCCUCCAUAAUCUCCUGACCUCAACCUAAUUGAGAUGGUUUGGGAUGAGUUGGACCGCAGAGUGAAGGAAAAGCAGCCAACAAGUGCUCAGUAUAUGUGGGAAAUCCUUCAAGACUGUUGGAAAAGCAAUCUAGAUGAAGCUGUUUGAGAGAAGCCAAGAGCGUGUAAAGCUGUCAUCAAGGCAAAGGGUGGCUAAGAAUCUGAAAUAUAAUAUAUAUUUUGAUUUGUUUAACACGUUUUUGUUUACUACAUGAUUCCAUAUGUGUCAUAGUUUUGAUGUCUUCACUAUUAUUCUACAAUGUAAACAAUUGUAAAAAUAAAGAAAAACCCUUGAAUGAGUGGUGUCCAAACUUUUGACUGGUACUGUAUAUUUUAACACUUUAAACUUUUUUUACACUAUUAACUUUUACACCAUUUUGAAGAUCAAAUCAUUGCCUUUCAUGCAUACAGUACUAACUCGGUAAGUUUCUCUGUGAGGAAAUUAGGAUGGUUCUUGUUUAUAUUUUGUGCUGAUGCCAGGUCAGGCGGUUUUCAGAGGCAUACUUCUUCACAGAACACCCCAAAGAGACAUCCCUGACAUUUCAAGAGGACCUGUGAGUACUGCCAUUCCAGGAGCACAAUGAUGUAGUUUUGUCACUCUGUUUUACAUCAAAUGUUAUGUUAAUGCUUUACCUAAGGCGUCAUUCUAUGAAUAGAGAAAAGGUAGGUCGAAAGUGUUUGAGUGGUUAUGAUAGAUAGCCAAAAGUUAUAUUUUUCUUCUUUCUUCUUCUUCUUCUUCUUCUUCUUCUUCUUCUUCUUCUUCUUCUUCUUCUUCUUCUUCUUCUUCUUCUUCUUCUUCUUCUUCUGGUUAUAAAGGAUCAACAGACACGGUCAGAUAGCUGUGGAGGUGCGUAGCUCCAACUACCUGACCAGGAUGCCACCAUUACCUGUAGAAUGCUUGGACAUUGAUGGAGACUGGAACAGCCUGCCUAUCAUCUUCGAAGACAGAUAUGUAGAGUCUCCAUGGACAGGUGAGUUGGCUAAGUCCUGGAUUUCAUUCAACAGCGAUGUACAUUUAAAGGACAUUUCCUCUACAUUCGCGGAGAUCAUUAUCGCUCAUGGCUCAAUAAGAAUUCAUCUUUAAGCAGUGCAUAGGUUGUUUAUCUGUUUUAUUUUGAAUCCUGGUCUGAGUCUGCUUUUAUUUGUGCUAACAAUACUGUUUUAUCUGUUUCAGAGUCCUACUUAUUCAAGUAGUGUAGAUCAGCAUAAUUCAAACAUCUAGUAUUAGCGUAAGACCUAAACAUUUUCUCCAUCUUUAUUUCUAGAUUGGGGAUCAUCUAUGCCAACACCUCUUUCCACCAGUGAGCAGGCCAUCCCCAACCCUCCUGUCACUGAUGCCAACAAUAGUCCUCCUGCCCUGGACAAGCUCACCAGCUCACCAGCAGUACCAACCCAGGAACCUAAAGACAGUGAGGACUGCAUGGACCUGCUUACAUACGGGUCUGUCAUAGGAGAGCAGAGCAUCAGCAUUAUUACUGACAAGAUAGGAGAGACUUCAGACUCAAACCAGGCAGACCCAGACCAGGGAGAGCCAGUCCAGCCAGGGCAUCCAGAGGAGCAGGCCAAGGCAGAGGAGAUCUCAGAGGAGAGCCCUGGUUUAGGCCUGAGGAUCAUCAGAGUCAGGCCCACUGAUGUGGAUCGAUUCAAAGGAGAGGCAGUGCUGAUGGUCUCCUCCAACCACAAACAGUGUACAGACCCACAACAUACCUCUAACCGUGAAGACAUGACUUGGAAUGACUUGGAGAACCACCAAGACAUCAUCACACAGAGAUACCAGAACAUUAUCAGUACAGGAAAUGACUUGGAUGUAGAAGAGAAUGAUGUUGCUAUGGACGACGACAGCGAGGAUGUUCCUCUGAGCAGUCUAACCACUUACCCCCAGGCUCCACUCAAAGAUCCAUCCCCUCACACCCCCUCUACCUACAGACCUGAGGAGAGAGCUGUCCCACCGAGGGGUGGUGGGGGUGGGGGGCUCCAAGAUCAUGAACCGCUCCCCCUCCAUCAUCUCCGACUCAGGCUUCGAGAGCGAGCCCAGCUCGAUGGCCUGGCUCCUGGACGCUCACCGGACGGGAGGAGGGCACCCUCUGGAGGAGAUACUGGUACUGCAGCGCAUGGCGAGGAGACACCCGGUCCACCGCAGCUCCCUGGAGGGCCUGCAGACAGAGAGCAGAGCCAGCGGGGGCAGCCUGCCCAGCGCGGGCAUCCAGGCCUCCCUCACCUCCAUCUCGUCCCUGCCCUACGAGGACGACGAGGAACAGAGGAACCAGCAACAGCUCAGUAAAUUGACCAAGUCUGUCUCAGCUCCUCAGAUCUCCAGCCCUGAGGACACAGAAGAGGACCAGGGAGGAGCGGAGGAGGAGGUAGACACAGAGAGCGAGGGGACCAGUGGGUACCAGGACCAGGAGGAGGGAUACUCCUCCAUCUCCACUGCUGCCACCAAUGUAACAACUGGGGACUUGAUUAGACACCAGGAGUCUUUAUCCGGGGGAAACCACCCAUCUCUAGAGGACAUCCAAGAGGGAGAGCUGCCUGAGGUUGGCCUGUUUGACUGGGGAGCAGCGCUCUCACCACCCCAGCAGGUGACCAGAACUCAUAUGGAGAGUGGUCAUGUUCUUAAAGAAACUCUUAGAUCUAAUAAAUCAGCUUUGCCAGUGGCCCUGUCAGACACUCAGGAUAUGAAGGCAGUAUUAAGUGGCAUUAGUGGAGUACCUGAAGGCCAUGAUGACGUGAAGGACCCAGCUGUAGUCAGUCAGAUGGUGGAUAAGAACCAUCACAGAGGAGACAGCAGUGGUGUGUUAAACUCAGUGGACCCAGGUCUCUGUGAAGUAGAGAUCACCCCCUGUAGCUGUGAGACCAAACCCUGUGAACAUGACAGCAGUGUGCUGGUGGAUGAUGUGGAGGAGAAUCCAGUCAGGGAUGACUGUCAGAGUCUCCAUCAGAUUGGGUUGAGCGAUCUUGUUGACAAGGAACUGCUGGAUCAUCACCAGACUCCCUCCCAGAGCCUCCAUCGGGUCGGGCUGCGUGACCUGGUGGUGGUCUCACAGAGGAAGAGCCUCCACGACCCCAGGCCUAUCCCCUCUAUCCCAAACCACACAGAGAGACCCAUCCACCUUAUAGGCCUUACUGUUAAUGAUACGGCCAGGCCUAAUGACCUCAUAGGGCUCCCGGCCAAUGAGAGAGAGCAGCUGGAUCGCAACGGUCAGACUAACCCGGCUAAAAUCCCCAGUUGCUCGGGGUCAGGGUCGGGCUCAGGAUCAAACUCAGGGUCAGGCCUAUCCUUUAUGAACAGGAAGGUGGUGGAGGUGGUGAAUAUGUCUGUGUCCUGCGCUCCGACCUGUCUUCCCUUCUCCUCCGUCCUCCGGGACUCACCGUCCAUUACCGGCAUCUCCACUCGACAAGCCGCAUCCCCCAUUACCCAUCAGCCCCUGGGCUCCUUCGGCAUCAUCUGCUCGUCCAACGCCCUUGGGCCAGACGACGACACAAACGAGAGGAUGCUGCAGUGAGUUGUUUUCUCUUUCUAGUUUUACAAUGAGAAGGAAUGCUGCAGAAAGUUGUGGUGAACCAGCUACCUCUGUCAUAGAUGUGUGAGAAGUCAGACGUUUGCAUUGCUCUUUGACCUCUUUGAUGAUGAGUUCUUCUGAGUGUGGGAUUUCCCAUAAUGAUGCUGUUGUGAUUUUCAAUAAUGACGCCACCUCUGACCAUCACCUGUCCCCUCUGCCCACACUGUGUUCCAGUUUCUACAGGUCCAAAGAGGAUCUGGUGAAGGAGCUGGUGUUCAAGGCAACCCUUUACAGUGACCUCCCUCACCUGGCCUCUGACCUGCCCUACUUCCCCCCUGAGGAGGAGGAUGAGGAGUUUGAGGAUGGCAUACACCUGGUCGUCUGUGUCCACGGCCUUGAUGGUGAGACAAUCAAUCAAUUAAUCAAUCAAACAAUCAAUCAAUCAAUCAAAUCAACCAAUCACCUGAUCCACCUGUUUAAAGGUGUAUUGUUUUAUUGUCUCCUCCUAGGGAAUAGUGCAGACCUUCGCCUGGUGAAGACCUUCAUAGAGCUGGGAUUACCAGGGUCCAGACUGGACUUCCUCAUGUCAGAGAGGAACCAGGUAAAAUACAGAAUAUUCUGUCUGCACAUUAAUACAAUAAAUAUUGAUUUUAAAGAAUCGAUAAUAUGUAUUAGAAAAUCCUGUGAGUAUGCUUUAAUUUUAAGCUACUUAUGUCAGAGCACCAUUGUAAAAGAGGUAUUUUAAUCUCAAUAGGAUUUCCUGGUUAAAUAAAUGUGAAAAUAUGUUAGUUGUUUUCCUCUCCCUUGGCUGCAGACUGACACAUUUGCAGAUUUCGACACCAUGACGGACAGGCUAAUAGACGAGAUCAUCCAGCACAUUCAGCUGUACAACCUCACCAUCGGACGGAUAAGGUCAGUGUCCUAACCACCUCACAACAUUAAGGUCAGUGCCCUAACUACCACACAACAUUAAGGUCAGUUCUAACUACCACACAACAUUAAGGUCAGUUCUAACUACCACACAACAUUAAGGUCAGUUCUAACUACCACACAACAUUAAGGUCAGUUCUAACUACCACACAACAUUAAGGUCAGCUCUAACUACCACACAACAUUAAGGUCAGUGUCCUAACCACCACACAACAUUAAAUGUCAGUGUCCUAAUCACCACACAACAUUAAGGUCAGUUCUAACUACCACACAACAUUAAGGUCAGUUCUAACUACCACACAACAUUAAGUACAGUUCUAACUACCACACAACAUUAAGGUCAGUUCUAACUACCACACAACAUUAAGGUCAGUUCUAACUACCACACAACAUUAAGGACAGUUCUAACUACCACACAACAUUAAGGACAGUUCUAACCACCACACAACAUUAAGGUCAGUUUUAGCUACCACACAACAUUAAAGUCAGUUCUUACUAGCACACAACAUUAAGGUCAGUGUCCUAACCACAACACAACAUUAAGGUCAGUUCUAACUACCACACAACAUUAAAGUCACUUCUUACUAGAACACAACAUUAAGGUCAGUGCCCUAACCACCACACAACAUUAAGGUCAGGGCCCGGUUGCAUAAAACAUCUUAAGUGUUUCCCUUAAGGGUUUACCUUAAGGAAUCAUUUUCCCUUACCUAAGGGAAUUGUUUAAGGGAGUUUCAUAGAGCCCCUCAAAUAUUCCCUUACUUAAGGGCAUACUUAAAGAGUUUUACAGUAGUUUGAAGGCAUGUACUGCAGAAAGAGUAUCUGGUUACAAUGAAGAUGGCCUGAUUCACUGACUAAAUGUCUCAUCAAAGAGAUCACAUUUAUUUUGUGAGAUAGCAAAAUAGAACUUCUACAAUCAACACCACUUUUUCUCAACUUGUUUUUAAAAACUUUCUAGCACUUCAAGCUAGCUUACAGAGUAGCUAGCUAACUGCCAGCUAGCUUUGUAGCCACGGAUUGUGCAUCUUCCAUUGUUUAGCUAAGUCGCUAGAUAGUUGAUGUAUUUAUUUUGUAACCAGGGCAGAUGAAAGCAACAUUCACCUCCACAAAUUAUGUUUACAUUGAUAACCAUACUGAAUUAAUACACAUUAAAAUGUUUUGUGCAACUGACUUAAAGUUAAGGAAACUUUAAGGAAAAAUAUAAGGGGGAAAUUAACUUAAGGUGUUUUAUGCAACUGGGCCCAGUGCCUUACCUACCACACAGCAUUAAGGUCAGUUCUAACUACCACACAACAUUAAUAUCAGUCUCCUAACCACCACAAAACAUUAAGGUCAGUGUCCUAAACACAACACAACAUCUCUGUUUAUUAUCUAUGCAUAGUCACUUUAACUCUACCCACAUGUACAUAUUACCUCAAUUACCUCGACUAACCUGUGCCCCCGCACAUUGACUCUGUACCAGUACCCCCUGUAUAUAGCCUCCCUACUGUCAUUUUAUUUUACUGCUCUUUAAUUAUUUUUAACUUAUCCAUUUUUUUUUACUUAACACUUAUUUUUCUUAAAACUGCAUUGUUGGUUAAGGGCUUGUAAGUAAGCAUUUCACUGUAAGGUCUACACCUGUUGUAUUCGGUGCAUGUGGCAAAUACAAUUUGAGUUGAUUUGAUUAAGGUAAUUUCUAACUACCACACAACAUUAAGGUCAGUGUCCUAACCAAGACACAGGUAUGGUAAUAGGAGGCAAUGGAGAAACAAAACAGAUGUAGUAUUCUUUAUAGCCACUAGAUAUCAGCAUAUGAAUACAUUAUGAUAUUCCCUGGGAAGAUCUCAACUGCAUACACCUCGCGCGAGUCCUCUGUCCUCGUCACCUUCUCAAAACCUAUUGGAUGAGAAAGCCAGAGGUUCCUCCCCUCUGACCUACUCCUCCAAUGUGUUUUGAGAAGGAGAUGAGGAGAGAGGACUCGAGGAGUAUGUUAAGAUCUUCCCCAGAAGAUUUGCACACCUCCUGCAUCCUCGCUACUCCGUCCUCUCUCGCCUCCUUUUGAAAAAGGUAAAAGGAGAGUCGGUGAGGAGAGUGAACGUGGAUGGAAAUGUGCUUGCUUGAAAUGAGACGGUCGUCAUUAGGCAAAUUACAUUUACGGGGUGGAUCCCAAAAUAAAUGUGUAAAGUGCUCAAACAAAUUAAGUUAGUUGUGCAAGACAUGUUAUAGAUGAAACAAUAAGUAGCAUAUCGUUUUUAAAUGUGUGCAUGUUUUUUUGCCUUCUGACAAAACAAAAGCUGAUUCAAAGGGGGUUUGGCAGAUUUAAAAACUAUCCUUGAUGAAAGGUGGCUAUCGAGGAGGGGAGGACACUUCCGUUUGCCUACUAACGAAUUCACACACUGCUCGACCUCUUGACCACUUAUCGGUUUCCGGGUCACGGAGGAGAGAGGAUGGAGGAGAGAGGACAGAGGACGGACUUUUGCCCAAACGAGAAAACCCCCCUAUCUCAGUUCAAUCCUAAACCCUAUCAAACUGAUGGCCAGUUAGAGCAGAGGAGGCUGGUGGGAGGAGCUAUAGGAGUGGAAUGGAAUUAAUGGAACGGAGUCAAACGUGGUUUCCAUAUGUUUAAUGUAUUUGAUACCGUUCCAUUUAUUCCAUUCCAGCCAUUACAAUGAGCCUGUCCUAUAGCUCCUCCCACCAGCCUCCUCUGAGUUAGAGAAAGUUUUAAUAACCCAGUAAUGGAGGAUAUUCCCAUGCACUGUCAAUCACUUAGCAUUGUCUUUGAAUUGAAGAACUUAAACAUAUUUCUCUCCGCAGCAGAGCACUAUUAGGUCCAAAUCAAGUACAGUGAUUCAUCAUGUACAAUAAUUGCCCUAAAUAUGCCAAUUUUCCUAUCUGAGUUUCUGGGUGUGCUAUUUUAGUAUGCAUUCUUUUCAACAUUGUUUAUACUCUGGUGAACUGUGACUAAAGACAUGGAGUGCCACAGUAGCAGCUGUCUCUCUCCACAUCGCCUCUAUAUUUAGUGUUAGAGGAAACAGAUGAGGUUGUUAGUAGCUGGUGUUGAGGGAAGCUGCCCAGUACUGUGAUGAUGGUGAUACUACUGUAAUUAGCAGAUGGGAAAUGAACAUCUAAGGAAAUCUAGUGUCUCAAUGACUACUGGGACAAAGCAGCUAAUUAUUCUAGCUACCACUAUCUUAGCCAUUAAGACGUCAAGACGUCAACUUGCUUUGGAGGACGCUUAUUUGGACAUUAAUCAUCUCUUUGGAAUUAAAAACAUAAAGAUGUAUUUUCUUGGCAAAACUCAAGGGCUAGAGUGGAUGAGCUACCCUCAUCCUGAACACUUUAUACUGAUAGAAUAAAUACCAGGGGGCCAAAGAAUUGGAGGCACCUCUUGCUGUGCAUAGCUUCUAUCCUAUAAUAAGAAACUGUGCAGUCAGUCUUGGAAGUCUUUUCAUUGUGCAUUCUUUAGUCUAACGAGACCUGGGUAGCAGCAGAGUAAUGUAUUUUUCUGUUCUGUUUAUCUGUUCUGUUUGUUCUGUUUGUCUGUUCCGUUUGUCUGUUCCGUUUGUCUGUUCCGUUUGUCUCCUCUUUCCGACCCUCAGUUUCAUCGGUCACUCUCUGGGGAACGUGAUCAUCCGGUCGGUGCUGACAAGGCCUCGGUUCCGCUGCUACCUGGUCAAACUGCACACCUUCCUGUCUCUGUCCGGACCACACCUGGGAACGCUGUACAACAACAGCACGCUGGUCAGCACAGGUGAGGUGGGGAGGGUCAGAAUACUUAUCUACUUACUUAGGCUUUUGAAAUCCUUGCGAAACACAGGCCAUCGUCAACUCAGCAUGGAAAUAGAAACAGCACAGUGCAGAUACUGUAUAUACUGUAUUACUCCAAGGAGUGUUUCUGAUUCUGGUUUUGUCUCCUCAGCAGCUUCCUACCAGUCUGUGUAUUAAUUGUACAGUAUUCAGCUCUGCUCUGUGCUCCUCCCAGUGUCUUCAAAGGGGGAUGUGUAUGUCUGUAAUUCAGAUGGUUGUUACAGGUCUGUGGCUGAUGUCUGUGGUUGUUUUAGGUAGGAGGCUGAUGUCUGUGGUUGUUUUAGGUCUAUGGCUGAUGCAGAAGCUGAAGAAAUCCGGAUCGUUGCUGCAGCUCACCUGCAGAGAUCACACCGAUCCUCGCAAAACCUUCCUCUAUCUUCUCAGUCAGAAACCAGGUAGGUACUGCUAUAAUGUAGGACAAACUAUACUGUAAGAGCACAAUGAGCUCAAAUAUUCAUAAAAAUGUUGGUCAUCUUAUUGUUUUUUGUUUAGUUUUUUUCUAUUUUCCUCUCCAUAUGUCAUCUGGCUAACACACAGACUCCACUAGCUAGCUAGCUCUGUUCUGGGAAGCCCCCCCCCACUGUGUGAGAUGAACAAAGCAUCCGUUUGUCAAAGACUCCAAGUACAUAAGCCAGAAAAAUGCUUUUUUCUUCGAGCUGUGCCGGGCUGACAAAAUGAUCCAAACCCUGUCAUUUGAAACGCAGCAGUGCACUCUUUUAAGAGCACAGUGACAGGAGACACGAGAAAUAACACAUCUUUAUCAGUCGAGGGCUGUCAAACAAUGAUGAUGGCACCAAGUGAUACAUAUAUAUAUAUAACCUACAAACUCUCUCUCUGUCUGUCUCUCUGUCUUUCUCGCUCUCGCUGUCUCUGUCUCUCGCUCUGUCUCUCUCUUUGUCUCUGUCUUUCUCUCGCUCUCUGUCUCUCUCUCUCUGUCUCUCUCUGUCUCUCUCUUUCUCUCUCUCUCUCUGUCUCUCUCUGUCUCUCUCUUUCUCUCUCUCUCUCUCUCUGUCUCUCUCGCUCUCUCUGUCUCUCUCUCUCUGUGUCUCUCUCUGUCUCUGUCGCUCUCUCUGUCUGUCUCUCUCUCUCUCUCUGUCUCUCUCUCUCUCUCUCUCUCUCUCUGUCUCUCUCUCUGUCUCUCUCUCGCCCUCUCUGUCUACGCCCUCUGUUUGUCUCUUUUCUCAGGACUCCAGUUCUUCAAGAAUGUGGUGUUGGUGGCAUCGCCUCAGGACCGAUAUGUUCCCUUCCACUCUGCCAGGAUAGAGAUGUGCAGGACUGCACUCAAAGACAGGACCACAGGUUAGCACCACUCACUGCAGCUCCUAUGUUCCUAUUAUAAAGUCCAUAUGAAGGGCCUCCCGAGUGGUGCAGUGGUCUAAGGCACUGCAUCGCAGUGCUUGAGGCGUCACUACAGACCCAGGUUUGAUCCCAGGCUGUGUCACAGCCAGCUGUGAAUGGGAGACCCAUGAGGCAGCGCACAAUUGGCCCAGCAUCAUCCGGGUUAGGGGAGGGUUUGGCCGGCCGGGAAGUCCUUGUCCCAUCGCGCUCUAGCGACUCCUUGUGGCGGGCCGGGCGCCUGCAAUCUGACUUCGGUCGCCAGUUGUACGACGUUUCCUCCGACACAUUGGUGAGUCUGGCUUCCGGGUUAAGCGAGCAGUGCGGCUUGGCAGGGUCGUGUUUCGGAGGACACAUGGCUCUUGACCUUAGCCUCUUCCGAGUCCGUAUGGGAGUUGCAGCGAUGGGACAAGACAGUAACUACCAAUUGGGGGGUAAAAGUACAACAAAUAAAGACCAGAUGCCUGCAAUCUCCACCAAAUACAUCUAAGAAGCAUAAUUUACAUAGUGAACAAUCGUCAUCACAUACUGUACCUAUCUCUUUGUUGACGUGCCAGUGUGAUUGCGUAAAUACAGAAAGCUUUUAACGUUCAAUCAGAGACUGAACCGUAACAUGUGUCUGUCUGUGUUUCCACACUGUAGGUCUUUGUGUACACUAACCAACGUGUUUCUGUCUCCAUAUUCAAGGUCCAGUGUACACAGAGAUGAUCAACAACCUACUCCAGCCGUUGGUGGGGGCUAAGGACUGUCGUCUGAUUCGCCAGAAUGUGUUCCACGCCCUGCCCAAUACCGCCAACACUCUGAUUGGCCGAGCCGCUCACAUCGCCGUGCUCGACUCUGAACUCUUCUUGGAGAAGUUCUUCCUGGUCGCAGGGCUCAACUACUUCAAAUAGAACUUCAAACUACUUCAAAUAGUACUUCAAACUACUUAAAAGGGAUGCUUCAGGAUUUUUAUCUACUUCCCCAGAGUCAGAUGAACUCGUGGAUACCAUUUUUAUGUCUCUGCGUGCAGUUUGAAGGAAGUUGCUAACUAGCAGUAGCGCAAUUGCUAACUAGCGUUAGGGCAAUGACUGGAAGUCUAUGGUAACUGCUAGCAUGCUAGUAGAUACCGUAGACUUCCAGUCAUUGUGCUAACGCUAGUUAGCAUUGGCUCGCGAAACUACCUCUAACUUCCUUCAUACUGGAUGCAUAGACAUAGAAAUUGUAUCCACUACUUCAUCUGACUCUGUGGAAGUAGAUAAAAGGCUUUAUUGCCAAAAUCCUGAAGUAUCCCUUUAAAUAGAGGCUCAACUAUUUAAAAAAGUAGAACCACUACUUCAAAUAGAGCUGUAGCUAUAGAGAAACUGGCUCAGAGAGGCCCUAGGUCUAUAUGAAGAUCUCCUUGUUGUGGUUGACUGGAUAGGAGGACUUAGUGAGAGGAAGGGGGUUGCACCAUGACUAUGUACAGUGUAUAUUUAAAGUAUGUAUACCUCUGUUACCCCUGCUGUCAAAGAGGUGGUCAUAAGCUCUAUACAACCCAUCCAUAUUAACAGCUGUAUACAGUAUGUCAAGUGAAACGACUGAUGUGGUGCAUCGUGUGGCUCAUUGAUGUUAUAUAGGCCUUAUGAACACCCCUUUAUCCCAAAGUAUAGUCAAUAUAAUAUACAUCUAAUGUUCAUCCCAAAGCGCUACCAAAUCAAGAGCAUUUCAUUUUGGUCUUCAAGCCUGACCUGAAGUGGCUAGUCUGAAUGAAUCACUGGAUGAAGGAUCUACUUGAAGGAUUACAUGAUAGUUGCUUGGAAUUUAACUCCUUGAUUUUAAAUGUUAUAAUACACAUGUUUCAAACUCCACAUAGAACUGUGGUGGUAUUAUAUUGUACAAAUGUUUCUUUUUAUGAAAGGAAUUUAGAUAUGAUUUAAAAUGAUGUAUUUUCCAUUAUGCCAUAUCCAUACGUUCGUCAGACUAUGACCAUUGUGUUGUGUAUUUUAUAUCAUACAAUUUCAACACAUAACAUGAAGGCCAAAUCAAGAGGUUAACCUUCUCUGCAGUAUACAGUGUAAUAUAUACAAUGCAAGAAAAAGGUGUUCUAUAUAUUUCUUGUAUAAGUUUAUAUACAAUAUAUUACAUAUCUAAAAAGUGUGUGUUGGUCGAAAGCAUUUAUGUGUCUCAAACAAACUGCUGAGUUGAGUUAUCAACCAUGUAAUGCCUUCGUGUUCUUUAAAAUAAGGUAUAUCCCAACCUCCUCAAUAAGGUAUUAUGUACCUUCUACCGACUGUAGUGAUCCUAUUGAGAUAUGAGUAUUACUACUACUAAGAUAUGAGUAUUACUAUACUGAGAUGAGUAAUACUAUGCUGAGAUAUGAGUAUUACUAUCCUGAGAUAUGAGUAUUACUAUCCUGAAAUAUGAGUGAUACUAUUCUGAGAUAUGAGUAUUACUAUACUGAGAUAUGAGUAAUACUAUACUGAGAUAUGAGUAUUACUAAACUGAUAUAUGAGUAUUACUGCUACUUAGUCCAUUGUGUAAUUAUCUGGGUUGAUUAAGAUUUGAAAUAUAGAAUCAUGAAAUAAGAAUGGCUGUGGCUCAUAUCCCUUGGAAAUGACCAUACAUUUUUUUCAGAUUUCUCAUACUGUAUGUGCACUGCUUUUAGAGUUCGAUUUUGUAUGCAUUGAACCUUUAAUGUCGCUACCUUGUCUAUGACAGGAACAGUAUAAUAAGGAAGGCGUCACUUUCCUGCAUCUGAGAACAGUGUCUCUACUAUGGGCACUGACUAGUAGGCACUAUGCUUCUGUUCAUCAAAAUCAAAUAAUGUUUACGUUUUUAGAUUUACAGAGAUGUUGUCAUGGUAUCACUUGGAGAUGACUGAAGGUGCGUCUAUGGAGGUCAUGUACCGACACAGACCUGUAUUUAUUCUUUGCACUGGUUUGACUGACAAGUGCACUUUACGGUGGACGUUACAGCAAGUAGGCCUAUAGAUACACUUGCUAUACGAAGUCCUUGCACUCCAAACAUUGUCCUUCAUAUAUUGAUGUUUCAAAUGAUAUUGUACAUACUCCAUUCUCCCGCUCACAGGUUAGCUUUGAAGGAUGUGUCCAUGCAGCUAGUGGCAAGCGACAAAGCUUGACCUUACUCGUCUCCUAUUGUAAUGUCCCAUCUCCUAGUGUUCUGUUGUCACUGUCAUUAAGCCCUGUCCUAGUGUCCUUGCAGUACAAGUGGUCUUUUUCUUAAGUUGAGCUCCUGUGGCUGCUCUGUUUGCUCCAGCGCUGCCUGGUAAGCAGAGUGUCACUGGGGUUGACUUUAAUUAAAUGGCUCCCGUUAGGACGCACGCAAACAUGCAUGCACGCCGUACACACACACACACACACACACACACACACACACACACACACACACACACACACACACACACACACACACACACACACACACACACACACACACCAAUAGAAAGGGGGCUAGGUUGUUCCUGUUAGGACAAUGAGGGGAUUGCUGUUUGUGAAACCUCUACAGAAGCUGUGUCAGCAGUCUGGUAGAGCUAGCAGGCAUCAUGCAUCAUUUCCUUCUGACAUCCCUCUUGCCUGUGCUUUUACCUCCAAAGGGCCAUGAUCUGUUUGUCUGUUUGCCCAAAGGGUCACAUCGUUCGUGAAGUAAAGCUUUUAGUUUUCAUUCUCUCUCAGGGCAAGGGCAGGUGUGGAUUGAGAUUUUAAUAUUCAUGCUUUACAGGUUAUGUGGUUUAAUUAAUUGACAUGUCAUAACAGUUUUUUUGUGAGUUUCUGUGUUUUCCAGUAGCUGUAGGCCUACAUGUCUUUAAAUUCAACAUACAGCUCUAUUCAAUGGAUUUUGUUCAUUGUGUUUCUUUGGUUAAACAAAACAUUCUGAUGCGAAAAUCCUUGCCUGCUUCACACAGUCAGACAGGGCUGCUAUUCUGGUGUUGUUAUGAAGAGAUAAACGCUUCCCAUUUCAAACCAUUUAAACUUUAUUUUAAACUAUGAUUAUUUUUCUUUCUUCUUGUUGACUCCUACAGUAGACAUGACUUACCUCUGUCACCAUAGCAACCCCUGAUAUGGUUGACUGAACCUUUUGUAUUUUAUUUAAUUAUUAUAAUUGUGAGAGUGAAUACUCCUUUGUUACACUGUGUGUGUGUGUGUGUGCGCGUGUGUCACAGGCGGCCAGUGGCACCUUAAUUGGGGAGGAUGGGCUCAUAGUAAUGACUGGAACGGAUUAAAUGGAAUGGUAUCAAACACUAUUCCAUUCACUCCAUUCCAGCCAUUAUUAUGAGCCAUCCUCCCCUCAGCAGCCUCCUGUAGUGUGUGUGUGUGUGUGUGUGUGUGUGUGUGUGUGUGUGUGUGUGUGUGUGUGUGUGUGUGUGUGUGUGUGUGUGUGUGUGUGUGUGUGUGUGUGUGUGUGCGCGUGUGUGUCCUCUAUGUGUGCUUCUGUAUAAAAUGCUCCAAGGCAUAUUUGUGUCAUGUUUGUGUAGUGGGUUUAUUUAGAUGGUAUUUUCAUUGUCUGUCUGCUGAGGAUUGUGCUGGAAUAUGACACAUUUCCAGCUGUUUGGUGUGACUUGUGAGUAACGUUGUAUUUAUUUAUUUUAUUUUUGCUAACAAUAUAAUAGAACUUAAUCCGUGCCAAUAAUACUAAUCUAAUAUUUUUCUAUGUUUGCUUACUGUCUGUGUUCCUUAGUAGCUUGUGCCCGUGUAAAAAUAUACAUAUAUAUAUUACAUACAGAACAUUAUGAUAUAAACAAUAUCAACAUUAUAUUAUAAUUAAAAAGUAUGUUUCUUUAUGCAAUUGUGGGGCUUGCCUUCUUUGUUCUCAGCUAAAGAAACUGUAAUGCAAUAUUUCUGUAUUAAGCUUAGUACAGGUGACUAUAACCGUUAGAGAACAAAGGCUCAAAACAUAAAGGAUGGGACUAAAAACAAACAAAAGAUAACUAAUGCAAAAUAUGUUGUGUCCAUAAAAUGUAUAUAGUAUGUAUAAGCUGGAAGUAGAAGCCUAAGUGUUGUUGUCCAUUAGUUUACUCCAAUUAGGGGAGGGUUGGUAUAAUAUUUACUACCCUAAACCAUACAUAAAAUAUAUGAUCUCACUAUUACCUUAAUAAUAUCUAGUUGCGCUAGGAAAAACAGUACAAUAUAACACAAGUUAAAAUACUAUAAUAUAGAGAACUAGGGAUAGUGUGUAACACAUUCCACCAUUCUCCCUUCGAGGGCAAACGUCUGGUCACUAAGUCGGUAACUGCAGGUAUCCUUACAGAGAGCUGAACAUGUCUAAUAGAUUUGGCUCAAAGUGCAUGAAAGUCAUUCCACCUGCUCAGUGAGGCUGCUGCUGAUUGGUCCUGUACCGUCCACCUGGGCAGGCCAGUACAGGUCACUACCGUACAGGGGGACAAUGUUCUGCACCACUGCACAGAGAAAAUGUCUCUCUUUCUCUAUAUAUAUAUCUCUCUCUCUCCCUCUCCCUCCCUCUCAUAAUUGCCUGGGACAAUUACUGACCAGACACAAUUUCUCAGUUCCAUCCUAUUGUAUUAAAGAUGUGCCUCUCUGUUCAGAGGUAAUAGGUGGGAAGUGUCAGAAUAUGAAUAAUGAAAUAGAUCAUAUCAAGAAACACCAGCUGUACUAUAGAUAGAAACAAACAGAAAGCAAUGAGUAUCUGUCAUAUUAAAUCAUUUAUUUAUAAAGUUUAUUGAAUGUUAAAAGUAUGGGUUGUAGUGCCAGCCAGCACACCACUACUAUCAACAUUUAUGUAUGAAUAUAAUGCUUAUUUUCAAAAUAUGAUAUAAAUCUAGGUUAUGGACAACCUAGGUGGUGGAUUCGAACCUGUACUCCUGAGUGGCGCAGUGGUCUAAGGCACUGCAUCGCAGUGCUAACUGUGCCACUAGAGAUCCUGGUUCGAAUCCAGGCUCUGUCGCGACCGGGAGACUCAUGGGCGGCGCACAAUUGGCCCAGCGUCGUCCAGGGUAGGGGAGGGAAUGGCCGGCAGGGAUGUAGCUCAGUUGAUCGAGCAUGGCGUUUGCAACGCCAGGGUUGUGGGUUCGAUUCCCACGGGGGGCCAGUAUAAAAAAAAUAUGUAUUCACUAACUGUAAGUCGCUCUGGAUAAGAGCGUCUGUAAAAAUGUAUUUUCUAACGUGGGUGCCAGUCUGUUUCUGCUCUCUUGCCAACUCCUUAUGGAAUUGUCAUGCCAAAUGUUUAGCUUGGUCAAAGCACAAACAGAUCUGGAACCAGGUAGGUAUUUUCUAGGUUACAGUACAAUAUAUUUCUGUGGAUGCAUAAUGAUCUCUGCAUCUACUGGGUACAGAGCUGGUGAUUCUACUGGUUUCUACCCGGUUACAGAGCUGGUGGGUCUACUGGUUUCUACCCGGUUACAGAGCUGGUGGGUCUACUGGUUUCUACCCGGUUACAGAGCUGGUGGGUCUACUGGUUUCUACCUGGUUACAGAGCUGGUGGGUCUACUGGUUUCUACCUGGUUACAGAGCUGGUGGGUCUACUGGUUUCCACCUGGUUACAGAGCUGGUGGUUCUACUGGUUUCUACCCGGUUACAGAGCUGGUGGGUCUACUGGUUUCUACCCGGUUACAGAGCUGGUGGGUCUACUGGUUUCUACCUGGUUACAGAGCUGGUGGUUCUACUGGUUUCUACCUGGUUACAGAGCUGGUGGGUCUUGACGUAGUGCGGGUCUCUACUGUGAACCUAUAGUGUGGUCUCUGCUGAAGUUAUGUCCUGCAGGGGUAGUCAAGAGUUCAUUAUGAGCACCACCAUAUGAGAAUAAACUGUGGCUAGAUGGAUCAGGCCUGACCUGACCUUGUGUGGCCUACACCACACAACUAACAGUUAUACUGUACCUGUUGUUGGGGAAGCUACUCUGAAAAUAUAGUUUACCAAGCUACCAAUUACUUCACACUGGAAGAUGUUAAGCUACAGUAAAGCUACCCUUAAAAAAUAGAGUUUGUUUAACUAAAGUAGUACACUGAUCAAAACUACCUUGUCGGAAUCUGAAAUGUCAUGUAAUACAAAGUUAAGAAACAUGACUACAAGAACACAUCAAAUGUUAACAGUGUAGUGGAGCUCUUUGUGACAGCCAGAGAGUGAGUGUGUCGGGUUAGCCCAGUGGUCAGGGAGAUAAAAAAUAAUGUGUAGUUAUUUUGCUAAUAAUUUAGUGGUUCUUUUGUGAGCAAAAAUGUUAUGGGUAGUUCCAGUAGUUAGCUACACCACUACAUGGCAAAAAACGAAUUAGGUACUGAAAACACUACAACACUACUCCAAAAAUGUAGCUAAAUUACUAGUUGAAUUACAUGUAGUGGAACUACUCACCAACACUGUUGUAGAGUUCAGCAUGGCUUGGUCAGACCCCCUCAAAUCAAAACCAUGAUAAUUUCACCAAAUUAAAGCCGUCGCAGGACUCAGAUGCCAGUUACAAAACGUCUUCAUAGAUGUUUGAAUAGUUUUUGCUAUCUCAGUUCUUUAAAGCUUUUUUUUCAGAAUCUGCUCUCUGAGUCCCACUGACAUCCUUAACUCUGGUGGCAAUAUGGUUAAACACGAACACAUUAUCAUCCAAACAUAUACACUUAUUGACACAGCGACGUAGGCCUACACCACAGGAGGUUGGUGGCACCUUAAUUGGGGAGGAUGGGCUCAUAGUAAUGGCUGGAACGGAAUCAAUGGAAUGGUAUCAAAAACAUCAAUAACAUGGUUUCCACGUGGUUGAUACCAUUCCAUCCUCUCCAUUCCAGCCAUUUUAAUGAGCCAUCCUCCCCUCAGCAGCCUCCUGUGGGCUACACACAGCCACCCCAUACAAUUUACCAAUAAGAUUUUCCAUCAUGGAAAUAUCUGUUAUAAUCAGACUCUCCAAAAGAUGGCACUACCCUCCUCUAUUCUUGUUGUUCAGAAGGUUGUGAGGCAGCGUGAAAGACAGAUUGAAAUUACAUGGGGUUCAGUUUAUUGUGGCAUUUUAUGUUGUGAUUGAAUUGAACAAUAUCAAGUCAUUCAUAGACGGAUGAUCAUCUUUUCCUGGAUACAUUUGUGAUAAAACAGACUAUCUUUCUUCUUCGUCAUCUUUAGUCAGUGUGCACAUGGAAUUAUGAAGGAUAUCUCUUGGAGUCUGGGCAAGUUUGUCUGUAGGCUGUGAAGUGAUCUAUAGGUCAGAGACAUACUUAACAAGAGGUGAGGAGACUCACAAAUAGACAGACAGACAGCAGAGGUACAGGCCAAAGUAUUGAUCCAGAAGUAUUUAACAUUUCAUGUACAACCCUCACUGGUGAUUCAGUGUCAGGGUGCUUCCAUCCUUCUUAUCGAAACAACAGAGAACAAACAUGAUCCUCAAAAGGGAUCCAUAAGCUAUGAGCCUCGCAAAGCAUGUUACAGACAAAUAGUGAACGCUUGUUUUGACCACAACAACAAUAUUUAUUUGAAAGGUUAUCAGCUUCUCCAAGACCCUGUAAUAUAGAUAAGUAACAUCCUGGCUUCGUGCACGAUUCUGGCAACACCCACCAAUUGGUGGAGAAUGCACUUGGACACAUCUAGAUCAUUCUGCUUGGUGGAGGGGCUGUUACUGUUGCUGCAGAGGUCAACGUGUUCUCUCAAACAUCUAUAGAGAGAUGUAUACAUUGUGAGAGAGAGAGAGAACAUGAUGGAGAGAGAGCGAGAGAGAGAGAAAGAGACACAGAGAGAGAGAGACAGAGAGAAAGAGAGAGAGAGAGAGAGAGAGAGAGAGAGAGAGAGAGAGAGAGAAAGAGAGACAGAGACAGAGACAGAGACAGAGACAGAGACAGAGAUGUACAUAUGUAGGAUCUUAAUUUGACCUAUAUUGUCACCGCAAAAUAAUCGUGCAGCAACAGGAUUUGAACGUUUAGUCCAUAACGUUGCUUGAGCGAUGGUUAGGCUGCUAGCUGGCCAAAAGUAGGCUUAAUGAAAAGUGCAACACUGUUAAUAUAACCGUGUGUUAGUGUGGGCUUUCAGUGAAUUUAUGUAAAUUGCAAAGCUAAUAUGAACAUUUUCGACAACAAAAGAGGGAUCAAAUGAUCAUUGCUGUAAAAUGCCAAUACUGUAAUGACAAUGACAGCAGAACAACAUGAUCACAGUCACCACAGUGAUUCCACAGUCAGUUAUUAUUGCUCUCUACAUUGUUAAUGAUGUCCUGCCCACUAUCCAAUAUGAACUCACCCAUAGUCACAAUAUGUCUGUGUCCCAAAUGGCCCCCUAUACCCUGUAUAAUGCAUCACAUUUGAAAAGAGCCCUAUGGGCCCUGGUCAAAGGUAGGCCACUAUAAAGUGAAUAUAAAGUAAAUAUGUCACAGAAUAGUGCACUGAGAGUUCAGGUAUUGUUUUGAAUGUGACUCAGGUUUACUUCGUCAACAAAUGUCUCUCCAUCUCGUACUCUCCCUGUUCACUCAAACAUCCACAACAAUAAGACCAAUUUACUCCACUAUCAUUCACGUUGGGAUUGGCUAUAUACUGUCGCUUGUGGCUUCAGAGAGAAGAAGAAUGGACAAUGACUAUCAACAAAACCAAUCUGAGACCCACUCCAAGGACAACAACUUGAAUGUGGGACCUCCAAGGUUUACAGCUAUGCUUUUGGAACAUUUCAGACUUUAAAAAAAGAAUUUAUCGUAUAUCCCCUAAGAAUACUGAACAGCAGCAGGAUUGAAUUUCUUAACCAUAGUUGGUGGAAGUAAAAAGAUAAAACUAUAAAUCUGUCAACCCAGCGGUUUUAAACAUGAAGUAAUCUGCUUUAAUCCUGGGAGAUCACAGCAUGCAAAGAAACGCUAAUCCCACAUAAUGAUGGCUGUGCAUCACAAAGGUCCACUCUGUCAGGAGAAAUACAGAUGGUAGAGGGAACGCACUGUGUGUGUGGGGGCGUCGAGUGUGUGCGUGUGAACUUUGGAGCCAGUGGUAAGCCAUUCAGUGCCUCUUUCUGUGACCAGAUAUGUUGUAACAGUGGAAGGAAAUACUGUGUAGCUACUCUCUUAGAAAAAAAUGUGCUAUCUAGAACCUAAAAUGGUUCAUCCUCUGUCCCCAUAGAACCCUUGAAGAACCUUUUUGGUUCAAGGUAGAAUCAUUUUGGUUCCAUGUAGAACCCUUUCCACAGAGUGUUCUACAUGGAACCCAAAAUAGUUCUACCUGGAACCAAAAAGGGUUCUCCUAUGGGGACAGGAACCCUUUUGGAGCUCUUUCUUCUAAGAGUGUACCAUUUACAAAACAGACAUAGUUUGAUGUGAGAGUUUGAUAUGUUCUGAAUCCAUUUCCUUUUUAAUUACAGAUUAACCAUGAUCCAUACAGGAAGAUAUCUGGGGAUUAUCCACUCUGUGAUAAGUGCAUAUGGUGUGCUUUUGAAACCCAUCCCCAAUCCUAUGGUGAACAUACUGUCCUUCAUGUUUUAGUUUAGCCUUAGACGGAGGAACGCUGAAAGAAGCAUUGAUUUCUCUCUGCUUCUUCUUGUGUUUCUCCCACAAAGAGGUGUCUAGGUCGUGUCUAGUUGGUGUCUGGAGCAGUGGAAGCGGAGGGUGGAGAGGAACGGUAGAGGCGGGAGGAAGGGGAGGGAGGAAAGGAGCAGUGGCGACGAGGGGAAGGGGAGACCUAUGACCUCUAGUCUGCACACUGUGUUUACUCGCUUUAGCGUUUAUUUUUCUGUCUCUCACUUUUCCUCCCAGCAGUGGAGAAGGCUGGGGUGGGUAUAAACUGUGCUGGAGCGAGACUGGAGAGAGAGCAGGUGAGGGAGACAGAGACAGACAGAGAGAGAGAAGGAGGCCUACAGAACUCUCUGCUCUGGGCCACAGAA
This is a messenger RNA of Coregonus sp. 'balchen', 41468 nucleotides long. NCBI's taxonomy places the organism in Eukaryota, Metazoa, Chordata, Actinopteri, Salmoniformes, Salmonidae. The record is from the annotation of a GenBank genome assembly.